UUCGUUACAUCUCCUGUCAGUCAAACAGAACACGAACCAAGACAUGGUUCCCGGCUACAGGAGAAAACAAGGGCACUGGGCUGGAUAAUUACCCAGGCGUGAGGAUGCUGAGAGGCGCAGCCCUCUUCUGUCUCUCUCCGCGGCUCAACUCUGGAUGCCAUUGGAUCGCUUUUAUUAAGAUGCAUCAUUUGAUCUCUGUGCACCUGAAUGCGUUUGCUUUAAUGUGAUUUCAAAUGGCUUAAAUCUAGAUUAGAAUGAGGAUGCCAAAUAUCUCUCGUCUGCUCUGCAGAAUCCGAUUAAAUGACAUAAGCGAGUUGAAUUGAUAGAUUAGAGGCAUUAUAACUGCUUUCAUUGUUUUUAAGAUCAUAAAUCCUCUAUCAAAUAUUUGUGCAUCAUUUACUGAGCUUGCAAAUCCGAUUCGUUUUACAAGCAUCGAUCCAGGUAACGCAGCACCAUGUUGACCAGCAUCACCGAGAGCAUCUUCUGCUGUCUGAUGGGAAAGACUACCAGUGUCGUGCUGCCGGUCAAAUCAUCCGACGGCAAGCCGGCUGACGGAUUCGAGUUUGUGGAGGUGAAGCCGGGUCGGGUCCUGCGCGUUCGCCACAUUCUCCCUGAACGGUCUGCUAUGACAGAAGCUCAACCAGAAGCGGGCAGCAGCAUCCACUGCAAGCGCAAGAUCACGGUGUACCGCAACGGCCAGCUGGUGAUCGAGAACCUGGGCGACGUCCUCCACUCCGAGAUCCUGCAGUGCCAGAACGGAGACGUGGAGCAGUGCAGUACAGUGGAGGUGGAGCUGUCCGAUUACACCACCGCGCCCUCAUCCCCCGAUCCCAAACCCGCUCCGCCUCUCCCCACCUCAGACCAGCAGAAGCCGGCUCCCCCACCUAGACGCCGGCGGCGGAGACCCAAGCGCACCGUGCUGAUCGAUACGGAGCGCUGCAUCAGCAGCUGUAAGGGGAUGCAUUCGGACGUGGCGCUCUUCUUCAUCCACGGCGUGGGCGGCUCGCUGCACAUCUGGGGGAGUCAGCUGGAUUUCUUUUCGCGGCUGGGUUACGAGGUCAUCGCCCCGGAUUUGGCGGGACACGGCGCCAGCACUGCCCCUCAGAUAGCGGCGGCGUACACCUUCUAUGCCCUCGCCGAGGACCUGCGCGCCAUAUUUAAGAGAUAUGCCAGAAAACGGAACAUCCUCAUCGGUCACUCCUACGGGGUGUCGUUCUGUACGUUCCUGGCACACGAGUAUCCGGAGCAGGUGCAUAAAGUGGUGAUGAUCAAUGGAGGCGGCCCCACGGCCCUGGAGCCCAGCCUGUGCUCCAUCUUCCAGCUGCCCUCCUGCGUCCUACACUGUCUGUCUCCAUGCCUGGCCUGGAGCUUCCUCAAAGCUGGUUUCGCCAGGCAGGGCGCUAAAGAGAAGCAGCUUCUGAAAGAGGGAAACGCUUUUAACGUGUCUCCGUUCGUUCUGCGAGCGAUGAUGAGCGGUCAGUACUGGCCCGAGGGGGAUGAAGUUUACCACGCCGAGCUGACCAGCCCCAUACUGCUGGUGCACGGCAUGUACGACAAGUUUGUGCCGAUUGAUGAGGAUCAGCGGAUGGCAGAGAUCCUCUUGUUUGCAUUCCUGAAAGUGAUCGAGGAAGGCAGUCACAUGGUGAUGAUGGAGUGUCCCGAGACGGUCAACACACUCCUGCACGAGUUCUUCCUCUGGGAACCUGACAAUUCCAAAAAGGACAUGGUUACCAUGGUAACAGCUAGCCAGACCACAGCCGACGAGGCCACGCCCGUCCAGACGCUCACCGUUGCCAACGGCAACAGCAGCACAGGGACUCUCAAGGUCAACAAGCCCCUUAACAAGUAACCUGAUGAUUGACGUUUUCGGGGUGAACCAAUCAGAAGG
Messenger RNA from Sinocyclocheilus anshuiensis, 1888 nucleotides. RefSeq names its product protein ABHD8-like. NCBI's taxonomy places the organism in Eukaryota, Metazoa, Chordata, Actinopteri, Cypriniformes, Cyprinidae. Gene Ontology annotation, biological process: lipid homeostasis; phosphatidic acid biosynthetic process. The transcript has 5 exons. The record is from RefSeq and is a predicted model, not a curated record. The coding region runs from base 455 to 1849 and encodes 464 amino acids. Gene Ontology annotation, cellular component: mitochondrion. Gene Ontology annotation, molecular function: carboxylic ester hydrolase activity; lysophosphatidic acid acyltransferase activity.